Molecule: messenger RNA, 5524 nt
Organism: Spirometra erinaceieuropaei
Lineage: Eukaryota; Metazoa; Platyhelminthes; Cestoda; Diphyllobothriidea; Diphyllobothriidae
Source: the annotation of a GenBank genome assembly
AUGGUAUGCGUACAGUUGCUGGCCUAUCUCAUGUAGCGUCAGCUGAAAUUCUGAAAUUUGUUUUUUUUUGAUUAGAAAUGAUUAGUUAAGUGGUGUUGUAAUGCUAAGUAUCAUGUGGCAGGGCAACUACGGUUUCUGGCCCAUCGCAUGAAAUGUUAGCUGGAAUUUUUGAAUGUGUUUUCGACCAGAAAGGAUUCUUUGGGUAGGGUUGUGAUAUUGGUGGAGGGACGCUCACCAAUCGUUUUUACGGAACACAACGGGACGAAUGUGUUCCGUAAAAAAGUUUUUUAAUUUCCGAGUAAUUUGGAGCCUGAUCAGUCGUUGCAUUUGCGCUUCGUGCAUGCGGUCCGCGUAAAGAAAUUCACAUAUUUUUCCAUGCCUUUAAAAAGAUCCUACAUAGAGUCCAUAGAAUUUUGCAAUGAAUGAGGACUAUGUUGUACAUUUCAUGAGGAGCAGUGGUAAACGGAGAGGUACGAUGCUGCAUGAAUGGACAUUGCACGGUCUUAGGAAAAUCUCAUAAUAAGAAACUUUUCUAAAACCGGAUUAUACCCCUUCUUUGAGUAAUAAAAUAUAAAGAUGUAGUGAUUCUCUAUCAAACGAGUGGAAGAAGGCAUAGUUUGUUCAUAUUUUUUAUAAAAUAUAUUUGAAUUUGAAAAGUCAAGUUGGCGAACGCACGUUUUCGGUAAUUCUUCCUCAGGCCAAUACAAUUACAUGAACGAAUGAAAAUGUACAAAAUCAACAUAGUUUAUAGAUGCCUCAAGGGCUAUUAAGUCACUAAUACUCAUCAUCCCCACGCCGCCCGCAUGAGAAGGUCGGUGGGUGUUAGUCGUCAGGGCUAUGGGAGGGGGGUAAGAGAGUCUUUGAGUAAUGAUCUUGGGUUGAGUACACGGAGUACCCAUCAUCGUGAUUAGGGAUUUGAGGCGGCAUGGCUUCAUCACUUGGGGUUGGCGUUGGCCACGGCAGCGAAAGCGAUUGUGUCAGAGUUUUCUGACAGCAUAACACCGGAUUCAAUAACCGUAUAGCUACUGCCUCUGCCGUUGCUAGUAUCCGUUGGCGUAGGCCUUUAGAGAAGCAUGUUGGUGUCCGGUAGACAACCUGAAAUGCUUUCUUGGCAUCGACUCGGUGGUUCGUGUCGAUUAAAUGCGCGAGAAUAGAACUCGAAAUCGACCGGGUCUCACCUCUGUCUAGCCAGGCGGGCAUAUGUUCACGUACCCUCUUUACCAGGCGUCUCGUUGUGCGGCCGAUGUAUCCUGCUCCACAGGAGCAAGUGAAUGAAUAAAUGCACAUUGAUGUGGCCUCCAACGGUAGUCUGAAUUUGAAUUUAUAAGACUAUCGAAAAUCAAUGUGAAAAAUUCAUGCUACAUAAGUAGUCACUUUUUUUUACCGAGUGCGGUUUCUGCAGGAGAUUGAAAAGGAGUGUGUUUAAAAGCAGACAUCCUGCCAAGUCCGAAAUAGUAUAAGGUUAUGCCGCAAGAUAAUAUGUAUUCGAGCCCCACCUAAGUAAUCCUUCCUAAUCAGAAACGUAUUUUGGAAUUUCAUCCAACAUUUCAUGAGAUCGGUCACCCACUUUAUGCUUCAUAAAAUCAUUAGUAAAAGAACAGACAUGAUGUUAUUCGAAGGGACAUUUUCACGGUCUUAACAAAUCUUAUAAUUGCAAGCAUUUUAAAAAAUCGGAAGAUAUCCUUUUUCAAGCACGAAAUUUGAAGAAUACAUAAUUUACCGAAAAGCAAGUAGAAGAAAGUAUAUUUGUGUGCAUGCUUUCUAAAACCUAUACUUGCAUUUAUAAGGACAUCAUAAUUUUCAGCGGGGAAAACCCGUACUACCUAAGUACCCAUUUUUAGUGAGCGUAGUUUUUUCCGGGUAGCCGGAAAGACGCGCUUUUGAAGGUCGGCAUUACUUGCAUAUCUUUGGGCUGUGCCGCAUCAUAAUCACUAUUACAACCCCCACCACAGUAAUCCUUUUCACGCGAAAUUGUAUUCCGGAAUUUCGACAAAUAUUUUUCAUUAGUACUGUCUACCAGACCGUCUGCUUAUUUUGCAUACUUGCUGGGCUAACCACUUGUGGUUUAUUGCCGUCCACCAUCCCCCUUCCCCUGUUAGCCAACCCACCAUCUAGACGGGCAUCCACGACACUUAGCCAGAGGCAGUUGCUCAUGCGAUAUUAAAUAGCCAGACACUCUGCCCACUUAGAGGACAAACCUCCAUCCUGGCGGUCUCACUCGGGAAUAUUCCAAAUCACAGGGGAGUAGCGUCCGUCGAUCCAGCCCGAUUGCAGGGCGGACAUUCAUAAAAAUUUAAUGUCGUCUACCAACUUUGCAUUGUCGUACAAUCUUGUGCCGGAAAGAGGACGCUUUGACUUCGAAACUACUACCAAAUGCGAUUGGUUUUUAGACACUCGCAUUAUCAUACGUUAGCCUGCUAAACGCAAGUUUAUCAAAACUGAAUAAAACUGAAUUACGGGAGCCAAGUAGUCAUCUGGUGGAUUCCAGAUGGAUUGCUUAGGAAAUCCUGCUUGGGCAGUCAACUUACUGUAUCAGAUUUGGUGGAUUCCAGACGUUGCAGUAGGUUGGGCGGGUAACUUGACCCAAAUGUGAUGAAACUCGCGUCCUCCGGCGGGGCCUCGUAGCUCAAGUGGUUAGAGCGUUGGCUGUACUAAAGCCUGCCCCCUACUGCGUGGGUUCGAAUCCCACUGAGGCGCCGAGUUUUUCACAGUUGGGUCAAUAUGGAUUACAAGGUACGUUAUAUAUACCAGGUUCAUUCCAGCAUUCUAUAGUCGUUACGACGUUCCUACUUACUAACUGACAAGUAGCAUGAUAUCGUUUUCAUGCAAAAUACACACGGACUGGUUUGAAGGUUUUGGGGACAAAUGCAUGUUUUGACAGGCCUGCACAGUUUGCCUGAAUACCCAUAUCGGAGAAAUUCGGCGGUCUUGGUGGCACUUGAACCGACAGCAGCGAGGGCAAGGCUUGGAUGCAGCUAACGCUCUUACCACUUGCUCUACUAGAUCCCGAUCGAGACCCGUCAGUUCAGUUUACCCUCCAUCUCCCCCCGGCAUCGGUGUAUUGCAUACGUUGCAGUAAGUUCGGUGAAUGCGGAAAACUGUAGGCUGAGAACCUCGUAACUCAGAUGGUUAUAGUGCCGGCUGUACUCAACUCUUGCCCUUCCUGUCGUGAGUUCGAAUCCCACUGAGGCUGCCUAGUUUUUAACAAUUGGUUAUUCAGUUAAAGACUAGAUUGAAAUUAAACUACGUUCUCCUCCCCUAAAACCACCCCCCCCAGACCAUACUGCACCCCGUGAACGCGACAAUCCUAGACACAGAUCCAAAACCUUUGUUCGAUGUUUUUCAUAAAGCCUGCGAGAAGAGUAUCGGCAGGGCCAACCUCCAGGAAUGCCAUCCCAUACUAACGUGCAGAUUUCUAAACUACACAUUUCAUAUUGGCAGAAUGUUACUGCCGACAACGACAAGGGAAACUGGAAUGGCCAUUUCUGGCCUAUUAUCCGUCGUCAGACAGUCAUAACCAACCCCGGAGUGUGGAAAACCCGUGGCUCGAACUCGCGACCUGCUAGUUAAAAGUCCAACGCCUCUAACCACUGGACCACGGACCCGUUGUUCUGUCGGUUUCGAUCGGGAAUAUGCAAUGGUAGAUGGGCGCUCACCGAUCGUUCUUACGGAACUCACUCUUUCCGUUGUGCCUUACGGGCUCUCUAUCUCGAGCCCAACCAACAGCCGCGCGUGAUAUAGGCAGUAUGUUAUUACCGACAAAGACAAGGGAAUCUGAAGCAUUUUCCCGGGUAUGAAUUGAAAACAAGCAUGUACAGCAGAAUUUAUUGAGGCCAAUAAAUUUUGUGACGGCUUUUCAACUGCAGCCCGUCUUUGCACAACAUAGGUAACGAAGGAAAGCGCACAGCAGUAUGAAUUUGUACAGAAUGGCAGUGCAUAAGAGCAAGGUCAAGGUUCAAGACAAUUAAUAAUCAGAUAAGACGUCACAUAAGCAUCAUAUAGGAAAGAGGGAGAUGAAACGUUAACAACAAAUCACAGUCAAGGGCAACUUGGGGCGUGAGAUUACCAGGGCAAUCGCAGAUUGAUCACGUGAUCUAACUGCUUGCACAGGUCUGGUUUCUCCCUCCGUAUGUAAGCUGCUUCCAAAUAACGCAAGGUUCGAGUUGUAUGCGCUCGGACAAGUACUCGAAAAGAUGCUUUAGGGUCGACAACAUGAUCGCCACCUAACAGGUGUUUCGUUAUGGACGAACGGGGGGUUUUGUUUUCCUGUUUGAAAAGCCAAUUAGGCAAAUGCUCAGCGGCCCUGAUUGCCAAUUGCUUUUGCGUUCGGCCAAUGUACUUGCAUCCGCACACGUGCACUUUCGGAUGCUCUUAUGCACUGCCAUUCUGUACAAUUUCAUACUGCUGUGCGCUUUCAUUCGUUACCUAGGUUAUGCAGAGAUGGGCUGCAGUUGAAAAGCUGUCACGAAAUUUAUUGGCCUCAAUAAAUUCUGCUGUGCAUGCUUGUUUUCAAAGACAAAGGAGACUAGGAUGGUCAUUUCUGGCUUAUUAGCCGUCAUCAGCCAGUCAUACCAAACUCCGAAGUGUGAAACACCUGGGGCUCGAACUCGCCUUUAACUACUUGGCCACGGGCCCGUUGUCCUGUCGGUUUCGAUCGGGAAUAUACAAUGGCCUCUUGAAUCUCUCGCGUUCUGUACUUUGCCCCUACUAAUGACCAGAUUUUUAAUGAUGUCAGUAGAAGUUAAUCCCCAUUAUGUUGUGCAAAGUUGCUAUGUUUUGUCUUUCCGCACCUUUGUGGUGUACGCCACCAUCAAGUAAAUAAGCAGGGUCAGGAUGCUUUCAAAUAAACCAUUUUCGGGGUUGAUAACCAAGCGUCAUCUGAAAUACUAUAGUCAAAGGAAAUGAAUGUGGCAGACAUACUGUCUGAAGUAUCAUUUUCGAGGCCGAUGAUCAAAUGCGGAAGUCAACGCAGCGAAAGUAAGAUGCAACCACGUAAGAAUAACUUUUAGGGAGGGGGGGGGGCAUGGCGUGGUUAUAUUUCAGUCCUGCCCACCUUUUUUACACAUGAAAACGCGAGCUUUGUGUAAGGAAAAAAACAGGCACUAUUGCACUUUUUGAAACCAGAAGGGUAAGGGUAUUACUUGUUGUCUUUUCCCCUGGCUCUCUUAAGAGCAAUCUCCCCAGCUCCCCUCUGAAGUCUGCGCCCGACGGCAGCGAUCUGCGUGACAACCUGAGUCGGGUUCAACUAGCGGAUUCCGCCGGCGAUUCCCUACGUCCCUUCCUCCUCAGUGGCAUCGCACCGAAAGGCGACUUUGACGCCGGCCUCAUUGAGGUGGCGCCCGAGACAAGUGGCCCCUCCUCGGACUCGGAGUCCAGUACCAGUACUCUGCUGCGUCUGCACUUGCGAUUGGGCAACCUCCUGCGCGAGGCCUCGGACCUUCACGCCCAAAUCGGUCAUCUGCUGGCACAAUCAACCAUCUCCAGCACAGCCGGCGCGCCUUCCCAUUCACCCUCGCAUUCUUGA